CUUCCAGCGACCCACCGGGACCACACAGCCAGCCUGCGGACGAUUUUAUGACCAAGAGCCGAGCAAGAUGCAUUGUGAGAGGUUUCUAUGCAUCCUGAGGAUAAUUGGAACCACACUUUUUGGAGUCUCACUUCUCCUUGGAAUCACAGCUGCUUAUAUUGUUGGCUACCAGUUUAUCCAAACGGAUAAUUAUUAUUUCUCUUUUGGACUAUAUGGUGCCUUUUUGGCAUCCCACCUCAUCAUCCAAAGCCUGUUUGCCUUUUUGGAACACCGGAAAAUGAAAAAAUCCCUGGAAACCCCCAUUAAGUUGAACAAAAAGGUUGCUCUCUGCAUCGCUGCCUAUCAGGAAGAUCCAGACUACUUAAGGAAAUGUUUGCAAUCUGUGAAAAGGCUCACCUACCCAGGGAUUAAAGUGGUCAUGGUCAUCGACGGGAACUCUGACGAUGACUGUUACAUGAUGGACAUCUUUAGUGAAGUCAUGGGCAGGGAUAAAUCAGCCACUUAUAUCUGGAAGAACAACUUCCAUGAAAAGGGUCCGGGUGAGACAGAUAAGUCCCACAAGGAGAGCUCACAACACGUCACCCAAUUGGUGUUGUCCAACAAGAGUAUUUGCAUCAUGCAAAAAUGGGGCGGAAAAAGAGAAGUCAUGUACACAGCCUUCCGAGCGCUCGGACGAAGCGUGGAUUAUGUACAGGUGUGUGACUCAGAUACAAUGCUUGACCCUGCCUCAUCUGUGGAGAUGGUAAAAGUUUUAGAAGAAGACCCCAUGGUUGGGGGAGUUGGAGGAGAUGUCCAGAUUUUAAACAAGUAUGAUUCCUGGAUCUCCUUCCUCAGCAGUGUGAGAUACUGGAUGGCUUUUAAUAUAGAAAGAGCCUGCCAGUCUUAUUUUGGGUGUGUCCAGUGUAUUAGUGGACCGCUGGGAAUGUACAGAAACUCCUUGUUGCAUGAGUUUGUGGAAGACUGGUACAAUCAGGAGUUUAUGGGCAACCAAUGUAGCUUUGGUGAUGACAGGCAUCUAACAAACCGGGUGCUGAGUCUGGGCUAUGCAACAAAAUAUACAGCUCGGUCCAAGUGCCUUACCGAAACACCGAUAGAAUAUCUCAGAUGGUUAAACCAGCAGACCCGCUGGAGCAAGUCCUACUUCCGAGAGUGGCUAUACAACGCAAUGUGGUUUCACAAACAUCACUUGUGGAUGACCUAUGAAGCGGUUAUCACUGGAUUCUUUCCUUUCUUUCUCAUUGCCACAGUAAUUCAGCUUUUCUACCGGGGUAAAAUUUGGAACAUCCUUCUCUUCUUAUUAACCGUCCAGCUAGUAGGUCUCAUAAAAUCAUCUUUUGCCAGCUGCCUUAGAGGAAAUAUUGUCAUGGUGUUUAUGUCUCUCUACUCAGUGUUAUACAUGUCAAGUUUACUUCCUGCCAAGAUGUUUGCGAUUGCAACCAUAAACAAAGCUGGGUGGGGCACAUCUGGAAGGAAAACUAUUGUUGUUAACUUCAUAGGACUCAUUCCAGUCUCCAUAUGGUUUACAAUCCUCCUAGGUGGUGUGAUUUUCACCAUUUACAAGGAAUCCAAGAAGCCAUUCUCAGAAUCCAAGCAGACAGUUCUAAUUGUUGGAAGCUUAGUCUACGCAUGCUACUGGGUCAUGCUUUUGACGCUCUAUGUGGUUCUCAUCAAUAAAUGUGGCAGGAGGAAGAAGGGACAACCAUAUGAUAUGGUGCUUGAUGUAUGAUCGUACAUUAGUUGUUUCUGGACACACACACCACACACACACACAUUCACACCACACUGCCUUAGGGAUGUGUACACCUAGGGACUGUACAGCAUUGUGGCAUCAGAUCAUGCCACCAAAGGAGACAUAUCACUGCUGCUGGGACUUGAACAAAGAUGUUUUAUUGGGUUUUGUUUUAAUUCUGCCAAAGUAAUAUGAUGCAUCAAUAAGAAGAAACUCAGAUGUAACCUGUCAUUUCUAUGAAAAUGAGAUAAAUUCUUUGUUUAAUGCACUUUUUUUCCCUUACUGUACAUCUGCCUGACAGAGUUUGCCCUAAAUACCUCACUAGCUUUAUGUGGGCCAUCAUGGAAGAAAAGGAGUUUGGAAAACUCAAGGAAAAGUUCUUUCAACCUAUACAACCUAACUUAUGGACUGUUUCUUGUUAGCUACUCAUUUUUAGGAAGGAUUUUCUGUUUAACUCUACCAAAUGGAAUGCCAAAGGAAAUCUUCAAGGCCGAUGGCUGUGUUGUAUUUUGAUAUAAUUGUACUGUGUUUUUAAAUUUUGUAUGCCAAUUUUUAAGACAAAUUUUACAUACUCUAUAUUUUAUUUUUCUGCCAAAAUACACUUGUGUUUUCU
Molecule: messenger RNA, 2342 nt
Organism: Dipodomys ordii (Ord's kangaroo rat)
Lineage: Eukaryota; Metazoa; Chordata; Mammalia; Rodentia; Heteromyidae
Gene: Has2
Product: hyaluronan synthase 2
Exons: 4
Coding region: 68-1726 (552 amino acids)
Biological process (GO): extracellular matrix assembly; hyaluronan biosynthetic process
Molecular function (GO): hyaluronan synthase activity
Source: RefSeq, a predicted model, not a curated record